ACAUGGCGGCCGUCUGCCGGACAAAAGGAGAAUGUGUCUGACGGAGGACUGAAGCCAAUUAGAAGCAGAGGAGACAUUUUGGGAAAAGUGUCCGAGUCGGAGUGAGGCUGCGCCCCGAGGCCGGGAUUCAGGGGAGAGGCCGUCUGGAGAGGCCCGCGACCGGGACAGGCAGGAUGUUCCAGCAGGAGCCUCGCUUCACCAUCGAGCAGAUCGACCUCCUCCAGAGACUGCGGAGGACAGGCAUCACCCAGGCGGAAGUCUUCCAUGCUCUGGACACCCUGGACCACCUGGACCGGCAGCAUGGACACAAGCUGGCCCACAGGCGCUCCUACAUGCCGCCUUCGUCGUCCUCCUCUUCUGCCAACGCUCCCUCGUCCUCCAUGACCUCCGCCGCCACGCAGACUGGUUUCCCGGACGCCCGGCUGUCUCUGUCUCCCAACGCCACCUUUGACACCACCUCCCCGCCGCUGUCGGUUCCCCUGGUGUCUCCGGUGGCGCUGGCGGCCGUGGCUCAGAACGCCCUGGUGGCCGUGACCAACGGGAAGCUGUCUCCGCCUCGGUUUCCUCUGGGAGUGGUGAGCGGCGGCAUGGCUGCACCCGGGUACGGGUUCGAGGCCGGUGAAGAGGACCUGGAGGUGGACGAGAGGGUGGAGGACUUGAUGAGGAGGGACAGUGCUGUGAUCAAAGAGGAGAUCAAGUCUUUCCUGGCUAACCGGCGGAUUUCGCAGGCCGUGGUCGCUCAGGUAACAGGUAUCAGCCAGAGUCGGAUCUCCCACUGGCUGCUGCAGCAGGGUUCGGACCUCAGCGAGCAGAAGAAGCGAGCGUUCUUCCGCUGGUACCAGCUGGAGAAGUCCAGUCCCGGGGCCACUCUGGCCAUGCGUGCCGCCCCUUUGGCUCUGGAGGACGUGAUGGACUGGCAUCAAGCACCGCCCGCUUUUGGCUCGCCCCCUGGAGGCUUCCGCCUGCGGCGCGGCAGCAGGUUCACCUGGAGGAAGGAGUGUCUGGCCGUCAUGGAGAGCUUCUUCAGUGAUAACCAGUAUCCCGAUGAAGCAAAGAGAGAGGAGAUCGCCACCGCCUGUAACGCCGUCAUUCAGAAACCAGGGAAGAAGCUGUCCGAUCUGGAGCGGGUAACAUCGCUGAAGGUCUACAACUGGUUCGCCAAUCGCCGCAAGGACAUCAAGAGGCGGGCGAAUAUUGAAGCAGCCAUCUUGGAGAGCCAUGGCAUCGAGGUGGAGAGUCCUGGCGGCCAGUCCAACAGUGACGAGGUGGACGGAAACGACUUCCCCGACCAGGGCUGUGAGGCGGCUCUGUUCCACAGGAGAGCCCCAGGGAGACAGUUGGGUUUCAGCAGGGCUGAUCUGUCCUCUGAACAUCACCAUGUUCCCACUCUUCUUCCCAGCUGGUUGUCCUCCCUGGGUCGAGGUGGUCUUCCUGCUCAGAGGGGGGGCUCUCUGCUGGGCCGGUCUUUGGUUCCAGGGUUGGGUCCUGUAGCCGAAGGCGUCAGACUGAGCGGAGUGCCCUGGUCCCCCCCGUCCCCUUCCCUCCAGGACGACCCGGGUAUCCACGGCGUGCUCUCCGACCCCCAGGACCCCAUGGGGCCGGAGAAGGGGGGCGGCGGCAGCCCCCCCGCCGAGGGGGAGGCGGGGUGCAGCGUGGAGAGCGACAUCAAGACGGAGGCCCUGGAGGACGACUGAGGCGGCCGCGGGACACCAGGUGUUACUAUAUGCAAGCAGAUUUCUAGGAAUGUAAGAGGAGACAAAGACCAAAAGUCCUGUCCAGUCCCACCCCGAUACCUCCACCCUACCUCCACCCGCCCCGCCACGCCCCCGCCGUCAGCUCUGGUCACAUGCGUUCACCUUCAUUUCAGUAUCCCGAGCUGAAAGACACAUCCAGCAGCAGCCGGAGGACGAGGCGUCUCCCUCACGUCCUCCGUCCGUCUCGGCGCAGUGGGACGACACUGUGCUCGGCUUCAGGGCUCUUACACUGUGAACACAACUGAACAGCCUCAGAACACACUCCGCCUCCUCCUCCUGCCCCGCCCCCCCUGCCCCGCCCCGCCCUGCCCCGCCCACCCCGCCCUGCCCACCCCGCCUGCCCCGCCCCCCCUGCCCCACCCCCUGCCCCGCCUGCCCCGCCCCGCCCCGCCCACCCCGCCCGCAGCGUGAAAUAAGCUCCACGCACGGAGGCGGUGAAGCAUCCCGCCUCCAGACCGCAUCCUCAAACUACGUCACUACUGAACUCUGAUCGGCACUGUCCCACAUCACCGACACUCUGUCCACCCUCACAGGGGCGUCUGGCCGUCUCCAGGCGUGUGAAGCUGCCGUGUCUAUUACCGAUACGGGACGAGUCUCUCCAGGUGUGAGGAAUGGCGUGGGAUUUCCUCUUCCUCCGCCGGCGUCUUGUGGAGAUGACGUGCCUGAUUGGGACGUGUGUGUGUGUGUGUGUGUGUGUGUGUGUGUGUGUGGGUUAUCGCUGUGAGGUGUGCCAUGCCUGAUGAAGACAUUCCUCUUUCUUCUGUUCAUCUGCAGGCUGAGUGCUGAUUUGCUUUGCUCUUGGAGACGGCGGUCACGCACGUGUGUGCGUGUGUGUGUGUGCGCGUGUGUGUGUGUGCGUGCUACAGCGUGAAGCCAGUCCACAGUGCACAGCUUCAAUGAAGGUAAAACAGUAGUUUUUGUGCCGGGUUAUCAGCACCAGUGGCGUGUGUCCAAGCCUCUCCCACUUUAAUCAGCAUCCGACCGUCAGUCGGUGUUUUCCCUCAGAUUAAAAGGCCGUAAAUGGAUUUAAAAGUCCUUGAUUAAAGCGAUACUUCAACAUUUUGGCAAAUUGGCCCAUUUAGCGCAAUUCCUUAGUCAUUUCAAACAGCAUACUUACAGUUUUUGUGAGGGCGAGCUGUGAAUAUUGCUGUGUGAAAUAUGAAUGCAAAAUGACCAGAUUGAGUUGUUUAUGCGAAGAUUGCUAAGACGGAACUACUUACUGAACAUGGUGUCUGGGCGUAGUGAUUUCAAAAGAAAAAGUAGUUCCCAGUAUU
Messenger RNA from Salarias fasciatus (jewelled blenny), 3028 nucleotides. Its product is annotated as homeobox-containing protein 1-like. Gene Ontology annotation, cellular component: nucleus. Bases 174 to 1694 code for a protein of 506 amino acids. The record is from RefSeq and is a predicted model, not a curated record. Lineage: Eukaryota; Metazoa; Chordata; Actinopteri; Blenniiformes; Blenniidae. Gene Ontology annotation, molecular function: double-stranded telomeric DNA binding. Gene Ontology annotation, biological process: positive regulation of DNA-templated transcription. The transcript is spliced from 10 exons.